AUGUCUGGACGUGGUAAAGGAGGGAAGGGUUUAGGGAAAGGGGGUGCUAAGCGCCACAGGAAAGUGCUGCGCGACAACAUCCAGGGCAUAACAAAGCCUGCGAUCAGACGCCUGGCCCGCCGUGGGGGGGUCAAGCGCAUUUCAGGCCUCAUCUAUGAGGAGACCCGUGGGGUGCUCAAGGUGUUCCUGGAGAACGUGAUCCGAGAUGCUGUCACCUACACCGAGCACGCCAAGCGCAAGACGGUCACAGCUAUGGACGUGGUUUAUGCGCUUAAACGGCAGGGCCGCACCCUGUAUGGUUUCGGCGGCUAA
Otolemur garnettii (small-eared galago) is the source of this 312-nucleotide messenger RNA. Its product is annotated as histone H4. Gene Ontology annotation, molecular function: protein heterodimerization activity; structural constituent of chromatin; DNA binding. Gene Ontology annotation, cellular component: nucleosome. The coding region runs from base 1 to 312 and encodes 103 amino acids. The transcript has a single exon. Gene Ontology annotation, biological process: nucleosome assembly. NCBI's taxonomy places the organism in Eukaryota, Metazoa, Chordata, Mammalia, Primates, Galagidae. The record is from RefSeq and is a predicted model, not a curated record.